Messenger RNA from Falco peregrinus (peregrine falcon), 2600 nucleotides. RefSeq names its product N-acetylneuraminate synthase (gene NANS). Lineage: Eukaryota; Metazoa; Chordata; Aves; Falconiformes; Falconidae. Gene Ontology annotation, molecular function: N-acylneuraminate-9-phosphate synthase activity. The record is from RefSeq and is a predicted model, not a curated record. Gene Ontology annotation, biological process: carbohydrate biosynthetic process. Bases 50 to 1129 code for a protein of 359 amino acids. The transcript has 6 exons.
CCCGCGGGCCGCGGAGCGGCGGCGCAGUCGCGGGGCGGCGGCGGCCAUCAUGUCGCGGGAGUUCGAGCUGUGCCCCGGGCGUCGCAUCGGCGGCGAGCAGCCGUGCUUCAUCAUCGCGGAGAUCGGGCAGAACCACCAGGGCGACCUGGCGAUCGCCAAGCGCAUGAUCUGCAUGGCCAAGGAAUGUGGAGCGGACUGUGCCAAGUUCCAGAAGAGUGAACUGGAGUACAAAUUCAACAAGAAAGCCUUAGAAAGGCCCUAUACCUCUAAACACUCCUGGGGAAAGACCUAUGGGGAGCACAAGCGCCACUUAGAGUUUAGUCAUGACCAAUAUAGAGAGCUAAAGAAAUACGCAGAGGAAAUUGGCAUUUUCUUCACAGCUUCUGGCAUGGAUGAGAUGGCAGUGGAAUUUCUACAUGAACUAGAUGUUCCGUUUUUCAAAGUAGGAUCAGGAGAUACAAACAAUUUUCCAUAUUUGGAAAAGACUGCAAAGAAAGGUCGCCCAAUGGUGAUUUCCAGUGGGAUGCAGUCAAUGAAUACCAUGCAUCAGGUCUAUCAGAUCGUGAAGCCCAUCAAUCCAAACUUUUGCUUCCUGCAGUGCACCAGUGCAUACCCACUUCAGCCAGAGGAUGUCAAUCUCCGUGUUAUAUCGGCAUAUCAGUCGGCUUUUCCCGAUAUCCCCAUUGGCUAUUCGGGGCAUGAAACUGGCAUAGCCAUUUCAGUGGCAGCUGUGGCUAUGGGUGCUAAAGUAGUGGAACGCCAUGUGACUCUUGACAAAACAUGGAAAGGAAGUGACCACCAAGCAUCCCUGGAGCCAAAUGAACUGGUAGAGUUAGUGAAAGCCAUCCGUACUGUGGAAAAAGCGAUGGGCUCUCCAGUCAAACAACUCCUGCCCUGUGAAAUGGCUUGCAAUGAAAAGCUGGGAAAGUCUGUUGUGGCGAAAGUGACAAUUCCUGAAGGUGCAGUACUGACACUUGAUAUGCUGACGGUGAAGGUGGGAGAGCCUAAGGGAUUUCCCCCAGAAGCCAUCUUUGAUCUGGUGGGCCAGAAGGUUAAGAACAAAAUUGAAGAAGAUGAAACCAUCACUGAGGAAGCAGUGGAAAAUCAUUUCAAGAAAGUGAAGUGCUAAACCAAAGCACUCCAUUCCAUUUUCAUUAUAUAGUACUGCACUACUGCACAACAUAUUUAAGUAUAGCAGCAUGGUAGAUUAGAAGAGGUGUAAUUAUGAAGAUCCAAGCAGGUUAGAAUUUUCAGGUUCUCAUUAGUGGAAGUUCUGAGGCAAGUGGAUCUAAAUGAUGAAGAGUAAUUUUGUUAGAAACCGUAUAGAAUUAUGUCUAGAAAAUAACCAUGCUCCUCCUUUCUCCAUUCCACUUAACCUAGAUUAAUUUGGAGUUUUGUCAAACCUAAGACCACAGUCUGCUGCUUUCCAGCUUCCCUUUUCUGUUAAUAAUACAGUAAAUCACAAUAACUUUAUCUGCCCUUUGAACUGUUCUAACCCCAUAUCUUCUGAUGUUCCUCUCUUUUAUGCUGUUUUCCUUACCCUUACGCCAACAGGAUGCUAGUUGCAGUUGAAUGCAGAUGAGUGAAAGUUUACAUACACUGAACAGAAGACUACACAUGCAACCCGAUGGAUCUGUCUCAAGAUGAAAGCCUUAGGAUAAGGAGUCUCAAGAUAAAGCAGUGGGUUGCAGGAGUCUGCGCUCUGGGGAAAAUGAGGUGCUUGAGAAAGCUAAGUUCCCAAGAGACAGCACCAAGAAAGGAAGCAAACUGGAUAUGUAGAAAGGUCCCAUUUAAGGGUCAAGAGAAAGAUUAAGGGAGGAAAAGUAGAUCUGGGAUGGGUCAGUGGAAAUAAACUUAACCAAUGCUUAAAAACAAAUGUCAAAAGCAUCUGUUGUUAGCGGAGUGAUGCCUGGAAUGUUAAAUCACUUCUGCAAUUCAUUUGGGUACCUGUUUGUACCUGGGCGCAACCUCUCAGUUAGGAGGCCAAAUACUUGUGAAUAUUCAGCAGCCUUAUUCCUGUACUAACAAGAAAAUACAUUGGAUUUGCUCCCCACCCCCCGACACUGGCGGUUUAGGCAGCUAAGGCUGGCAGCUUGACUAGAUCACAUCACUGUGCUCCAGCGUGACUGUCAGUGCUCCUCUUGUGUGUUCUGCUCUUGCAUCACAGCUUCUCGCUUUUCAAGAAAUGCAAUUCCACUCCUGUCAGCUUGCUGCUCUUCCCUUUGUCCAGGAAGAAGCCAUAUGGCAGCAGCUGCAAACCAAACAUCCCUCAAUUAGCUUGGUUAGCAUAGAACUUAAAACUGCUUUGCUAUAAUUCUGCAUUUUUCUGUGGUGGAAUCAUUUACUAGUGACGGUUAUUGGGAACUUGCUACCUCUUUGUCUUGAGUUGGUGAAGUAUUUUGAAUUUGGUGGUGGUGUCUCUGUAUUUGUGAGCUGUUAACUUUUAAUAUGUUUACCCUUCUGCAGUUCUGAGGAAACUGCCUUUAUAUAGGAUACAUAUAUAGGAAGCAGAGAUUCUUUGAAUCAUGUGCUUGACUGUAUGUGAGCUCUGACUGAUGCAGUGUGCUUGCCUUACAUUAAAAAACUACUCAAUUGUUGAA